CCAUUGAACCCGCAUAUUUUUCGUUUACUGCAGUGCAGUUCUGGUGGCAUCAUAACAGCAGAGUGUUGCUCGCAUAAGGCGUCUGUGCGGUGAAUAGGGUAGCUGUGCCUUGCAAGCCACGAUGGCGAAAGUGUCCAAGAUUCACAACCAGCAACUAGAUGCCGCCGUCACUAAAUCUAAAGCAGCACUGGACCUUGAAGAAGUGGCUAGGCUCGAACUCGGUGAAACGCCUGAAAUCAAAGCAGAUGCCCUGGUACGGAUACGCCAACUGUUAGCAGAGGAGCCAUCGUUGAAGAUUCCUUCGAGUGAUGACUUUCUGGUAAUGUUUCUGCGAGCCAGAAAAUACAGAGUAGAAGAGGCCUCCCAAAUGGUGAAAAACUACUUCCGUGCGCGGCGAGAUGUACCGAAGUUCUUUCAUCAACUUGUCCCUCAGAAUGUUCCCUUCAGAACAAUUUGCCACGACCACAAACUCCUGAUGAUAUCGCCCGAACCAGGCGAGUAUGGCCGGUGCAUGGCAGUCUUCAAAGUAGGUGCCUGGAACCCUGACAUCUGCAGCCUUUUGGACUAUACCAGAGCAGGGCUUCUGUUGACCAACAGCUGGCUCCUUGAAGAUGUUCCUUCAAUAUGUGGGGUCGAGUGCGUCUUAGACUUGGAGGGAUUAAACAUCCUUCAUCUGACGCAGCUCACACCAGCGUACCUGAUGAAACUGGCUACCAUUACGCAGGAGUGCUGUCCCGUGCGGAUAAAGGCCGUCUACAUAGUAAACCACCCGAAGAUCUUUGAAGUCCUCUUUGCAGCGAUCAAGCCAUUCCUACGCAGCAAGCUGCUAAGCAGAGCUAAGCAGAAUGCCACAAUCACUAAAACUGAAGCACCGCUGGAUCUCAAAGAAGUGGCGAGGCUUGAACUCGGUGAAACACCUGAAACCAAAGCAGACUCAUUGUUACGGCUACGCCAACUGUUAGCAGGGGAGCCAUCAUUGAAGAUUCCUUCGAGCGAUAACUUUCUGGUAAUGUUUCUGCGAGCCCGAAAAUACCGAGUAGAAGAGGCCUUCGAAAUGGUGAAAAAAUACUUCCGCGCGCGGCGUGAUGUACCGGAGUUCUUUGAUGAACUUGUCCCCGAAAAUGUUCCCUUCAGAACAAUUUGCCACGACCACAAACUCCUGAUGAUAUCGCCUGAACCAGGCAUGUAUGGAAGGAGCAUCGGAGUCUUCAAAAUAGGUGCUUGGAACCCCGACAUCUGCAGCCUUUUGGACUACACCAGAGCAUGGCUUCUGUUGACGGGCAGCUGGCUCCUUGAAGAUGUUCCAUCAAUAUGCGGGGUCGAGAGCGUAAUGGACAUGAAGGGACUAAAUAUCCGCCAUCUGACGCAGUUCACACCAGCGUACCUGAUGAAAUUGGCUAACAUUACGCAGGACUGCUGGCCCGCACGGAUAAAGGCCGUCUACAUAAUAAACCACCCCAAGAUCUUCGAAGUCCUCUUUGCAGCGAUAAGGCCGCUCCUGCGCAGCAAGCUGCUAAACAGAGUCCACUUCGUUGGCGACGAAGCUUCUGGGUUUUGGGACCACUUUCCUGGCGACCUUGUACCAACGGAACUUGGCGGCAGGCGUGAGCACUUCGAUUAUGAUCGCCAAGAGAAGUUGGUGCGCAGCAGAACCGGCUUCUUCGAAAGCUUGUGUGCCUGCGGAUACAAAAAGAACAAAGCCUGAUGAGAGAGUGAUAAUUUAGUGCCAAACAUUCAACGGAGAUUCAAUCAUUCCCAUAAAUAUCCCUCAAGUAACCCGACAGGUUCAAUGCUCUGGCUGAAAAUCUGUUCACAGAAAACUGCGCCAGUGGGCCUCCGUCUCUUGCACCAGAUAAGAAGAUCGUGGAAUUACAUAACGCACUUACACCUUGAGAACAGUAUGGCUAAUUCACACAUGGCUUCUCAACACUUAUGUGUUUUGCAGAACUGCAUCCUUCUGAUUGUGUUAUCAUCAGUGUACCCGCACCAAUGCUCCUUCUCAUCUCAUUCUCACGAACCUUUUUUUUCUUUUUUCUUUCUUUGUUUUUGUGCCAUCCCUAAUAAGUGAGACGUGUAUGAAUGACUCAUGAAGAGAGCUUUGGUGUUUCGUCAAUAUACAUUGCAAAUGGCUAAUAUAUAUUACACGCGGUUUUUCAGCAAUCUUUACACAUAGUCAAAUGGAAGUCUUGCAUAUAACUUCAGACUAGCUAUUCAAAUUCAUGAUGAUGUCAAUCGUUAGUUUGACUUGUGAAACUUGCUAAUGUACACGAUCGAUGAUUUCUGCCAGGUCAGCUUACAGGCCGUUUAUUUCGUUUUUCGAACAAACAAAUUUUAAUGUGAGAAAUUUUAUCGAGGUAGAGGUAAUAAAUGCACUGAACUCAUUUAUAGACCAAACCAUUGCGAUAUUUGAAGAAAACAUGGACUUGCAAAUGUACCGCUCCGACAGCUCGCUUCAUUUUCACUAGUGCUACGGUUCGCUGUGUGCGGCGAUGAAUGGAGCGGAUGUCAAGCGCCUGAUAAACGGCGGGCCUCAUCGUCCCGCUCGUCAACGUGAAAAGACUUGUCCGUCGGGUGUGUGCGACGGCAUUAUGCACCAGUCAAAACCCUACUCUCCUCUAUCCUCCCUUCAUCACAUCUACGCCAGAGAAUGGUGUUUCUCUGUAUUCCUCUGUGGGGUUUGACCAGUGUGCUGACAGGGCCCUCUACCAGGAAGCAAGAGAGAAUGAGGUUGCCCGGGUGGUUUAGGGUAUAAGAAGGCCAGCGAGACUCCACGAACACGUCUUCUCUGCCCUUGAGUGCAGGAACAUGCACGCUGAACGUUUCUGUACUUCUUGUCUUAGAGUGCACCGCUCACCCGUAACGAUGUAUUAAACUUCUAUUAUUGUUUUUA
Molecule: messenger RNA, 2890 nt
Organism: Dermacentor albipictus
Lineage: Eukaryota; Metazoa; Arthropoda; Arachnida; Ixodida; Ixodidae
Product: retinaldehyde-binding protein 1-like
Cellular component (GO): membrane
Molecular function (GO): phosphatidylinositol bisphosphate binding
Source: RefSeq, a predicted model, not a curated record